UUUGUUACAGACUAUGGAUCAAAAAAAGGAAAAGCAAUCGGGUAAACAUAAAAAAGACAGUAAAACAAGUUACCAUGUUGAUGGAAAACAAAAUAGUGAUACAUAUCAGGGAUUUCAAUCUAAAGAUCCGAUUGUUGCUAUUACAUUACCAGAAAAAAAGAGUCAUGGUUUAGAAGCCGGAGCACAUGGUUUAGAAAUUGAACAUCCAACAUCCUUUUUAGAAACGUUAAUGCAUUUAUUUAAAGGCAAUGUUGGAUCUGGAAUGUUUGCAAUGGGUGAUGCAUUUAAAAAUGCAGGUUUAAUAUUUGCUCCAAUCGUUACAUUAUUUUUAGGUGUUGUUUGUGUACAUAGUCAACAUCUUUUAUUAAGAGCAUCACAAGAAAUGAUGCGUAGAACCCAAUGUGAUUUAGCACCAGACUAUGCAGAAACAGUUGAAUUAACAUUCUCAACAGGACCACAAUCAAUGCGACGAUUUGCGCCAACCAUGAGGCGUUUAUGCAAUUUAUUUUUAUGUAUAACGCAGCUGGGAUUCUGUUGUGUUUAUUUUGUUUUUAUAUCAGAUAAUGUAGAACAGGUCGCCAAUCAUUUUGAUGUGAAAUUAUCCAACAAAUAUUGGAUGAUGAUUGCAUUAGUACCAAUUUUACUAAGUGCCUUAAUACGAAACUUAAAAUAUUUAACACCACUUUCAAUGGCAGCGAAUUGUUGUAUGAUUUCUGGUAUUAUAAUCACAUUUUAUUUUACUUCAUCUGGAUUACCACAUCCACGAGAACGAGACUAUGUUGCAUCGCCAGCACUAAUGCCAUUAUAUUUUGGUACAGCAAUAUUUGCUUUUGAAGGAAUCGGAUUAGUUUUACCACUACGAAAUGAAAUGAGAAAACCUGAUAAAUUUGGAACACCUUUAGGAGUUUUAAAUAUAGGAAUGUCAAUCGUAACUGUUUUACUAAUUUGCAUAGGAUUUAUGUCGUACUUAAAAUAUGGAGAUGACAUCAAAGGAAGUGUUACAUUAAACUUUGAGAAAGAUGGAAAUCAAAUGCUGGCACGAAUUGUGAUUAUAAUAAUCUCAUGUGGAGUUCUUCUGGGAUAUGCCUUACAAUUUUAUAUACCAAUUUCUAUUAUGUGGCCAGCUAUAACUGAAAAAUUUGGACCUUUUAAAUGGCCUGUUGUUGGUGAAUUAUGUUUUAGAACGAUUUGUGUUUUACUAACAUUUACGCUGGCUGAACUUAUACCAUUUUUGGAAUCAUUUAUAUCAUUGGUUGGAGCUGUAAGCAGCACAGCAUUGGCUUUAAUAUUUCCGCCAAUUUUAGAACUAGUUAUAAUUAGCCAAGCACAAACAAAAGACAGCCAUCGAUGGAUCAUUCUUAAAAAUGCAUUUAUUAUAAUUGUUGGAUUACUUGGAUUUGCGACUGGAACUUAUGCUAGUAUAGGACAAAUUAUGCAAAAAUAUCAAGAUCAAAAAGAUGAAUAACAAAAAACAAUUUUUGUUGUUUUGUAUAAAUAAAAGUAUUAA
Chrysoperla carnea is the source of this 1507-nucleotide messenger RNA. Its product is annotated as proton-coupled amino acid transporter 1-like. Gene Ontology annotation, biological process: amino acid transmembrane transport. Gene Ontology annotation, cellular component: vacuolar membrane. The transcript has 8 exons. The record is from RefSeq and is a predicted model, not a curated record. Lineage: Eukaryota; Metazoa; Arthropoda; Insecta; Neuroptera; Chrysopidae. Gene Ontology annotation, molecular function: amino acid transmembrane transporter activity. Bases 14 to 1465 code for a protein of 483 amino acids.